Saccostrea cuccullata (small rock oyster) is the source of this 1382-nucleotide messenger RNA. RefSeq lists its product as uncharacterized. The record is from RefSeq and is a predicted model, not a curated record. The coding region runs from base 667 to 1374 and encodes 235 amino acids. Gene Ontology annotation, cellular component: nucleus. The transcript has a single exon. Lineage: Eukaryota; Metazoa; Mollusca; Bivalvia; Ostreida; Ostreidae. Gene Ontology annotation, molecular function: DNA binding.
AAAAACCGGUAUUUUCGGACGGCCGGUAAUUCCGGACAGGGCUCGUAAAAGCAGUCCUUACCUUCAACAAAUUAUACACACUUACUUUCUCUUUCUUACUUUCAAUUAAUUCGAAAUAAAGAUGUACGACUUAAUAAAUUUUAUCCGGAUGUGUUGUUAUUAUAUAAAACCUGCAAGAAACAAAACUUGUUUUCCCGGAUUGUCACAAGAGUUGUCGACCGCGAAAUUUUCAAGGACUUCAUUCCAAAGUUUUGAUUUAGGUAAGUUAUAAUUUUUUUUUGAAUUGAUACACGGAUUUUUAAAUGUUUUAAUUAUCAAAUGUGAUUUUAACGCUAAUAAAUACACCUUUAAGUGUAAAAUCAUGCCGAUUUUUAAACAAUAUCGAAAUUAACGGACCAUUUUUUUUCAAAGUCAUUUAAUUUCGGACAGUUUGAAGAAAUGUAAAAAAAUGAAAAAUGAACUUUAUAUACCCAUAUUCUAAAAAAAUAAGUUGAUAAAUAGUUUUUUAAAAAAAUAUUAUCGAUUUACAAUCAUCUUUUUCGAUAUAAAAUUAUUAAGUUACACGUAUAUGCAUGCUAUUUUUAACACAUUGCCGGUCAAUAUUUAUUUCAAAAACCAAUAAGGCUAUUAAUUAUUUUAAUUCUAUAAAAAAGUUUUUCUUUCAGCAUGGCCAGAAAAAAGGCGAAAGCAAGGGGGCCUUACCAAAAAAAUGAUCCAUCAAUCAUGGAACAGGCUGUAAAUGCUGUUCAGUCUGGGACUCUGUCUCUCAGGAAAGCAGCAGAGAAGUUUCAAGUUCAAAAAUCAACAUUGUAUGAUAGAGUUACAAAACGAGUGUCCAUUGACGCGAAGCCUGGGAGAAAGCCGGUGCUUUCAAAUGAAAUCGAGAAAAGAAUUAUCAAAAAUGUUACUGAAAGUGCCGAAAAGGGCUUUGGUAUUUCAAGGAAGCAACUUCUCCAUAGAGCGGGAGUUUUGUGUAAAAGAAAUAAAAUAACUGGGUUCAAAAAUUUCACCCCUACAAAACACUGGUGGGAAGGGCUAAAAAAGCGACACCCCGAAGUUGCAUUAAGAAAGCCAGAAAAGCUUGGCACAGUGCGGGCAAGGAUGUUAAACAGUUGUGUCGUCGAGAAGUAUUUUGCAGACCUGUCUAAAAUUGUGCAAAAUCUAAAUUUGCAAGGUUCACCAGAAAAAAUCUGGAACUGUGACGAAACAGGAAAACAACUGGAACAUACCCCUGUUCAUGUCAUUGCCAGACGCGGCAGCAAAUCUGUUGUUGGCCGCACUGGCAAUGACCGGUCAAACAUCACCAUUACGGCCUGCGUAAAUGCCCGGGGGGAUUCUAUGCCCCCCUAUGUUGAUCGUUUAAGGAAAGAAUAAAAAAUAAU